AGUCAAUGAAAACGGUAGAGGGCGCUGCUCUAGCGCCACUCUUCAAACAAAUGCUUGUAACUCAAAAACUAUAAGUCCUAUCUAAGAAAUGAAAACAUUGUGAGAAUCCCAAGACUUCCACGAACGUACAGAUCUGUGUUGGCGAGAGAGAGUUCAGAAAUGAGACCGUGGGAGCGAGUUAGAAAUGUUUCUUCGUAUUUCUCCUUUUCGGACUUUUUUCCAGAAAUUAACAUGGGAGUCAAUGGAGAGGUGAGGCAGAAGUCUGCCUUCCAUCGAUCACAGACUCUCACGUACAAGAACGGCUUCGCUCGGCUCCGUACCCCCACUGUUGGCAUCGGGCAGGAUCCUCUUCUGUCAGAGCGAGUGAUCCAGCAGGAGAUCAACAAGCGGACCUUCAAAACACCGGACAUGACUCAUGGCUCCUCAUACAAGAGCCCGCGUAAACAAUUCGUACCAGCUUACGUGACCUUAGACAAGAAGGCGCUGCGCUUCUAUGCAUACUUUAAGGAGGAUGUCCAGUUUUCCCCUGACGAGGUGUACCGUGUGCGCCCUGUGAUUAUAUACUACUACCCAGAGGAUGACAGCAUGUGCAUCUAUGAGCCCAUAGUGGAGAACUCUGGGUUAUCGCAGGGGAAACGGUUGAAACGACAGCGUGUGCCCAAGAAUGAACGAGGAGAGCAUUACGAGUAUAAAGACCUCAGCCUUGGCAUAGACCUGGUGGUGUAUGGGGUCAAGUACCACAUCACAAAUUGCGAUGAGUUUACAAUGAAAUUCAUGGAAAGUGAGGGCAUUAUUUUGAACGACCCUGAGCCGACGCCAGUUGAUCCUUACAGCAACAGUCGCAAAAUGACUCUGCCUUGCCACACCACACCCUCAGAAUUUGACAGAAAACACCAGUUUCUCACUAUGGACGGGAAGGUGCUGUGUUUCUUCGCUCUGUGGGAUGACGCUGAUUGUCUGCAGAAGGACACCAGAUCCGUUACCAUCCACUAUUACCUUGCAGACGACACAGUGGAGAUCAGAGAGAUCCACGGACCCAAUAGUGGUCGUGAUCCCUCCCCUGUUGUGAUGCGCCGACAGAAGCUGCACAAGAAACUCAAACCACAGCCCUUCCCCAGCUGUGUGAUGCAGGUCUCAAAGGAUGAGGUGGAGGAGUACUACWCACCCAAAGACUUCCAGGUGGGUCACACAGUGAAGCUGCUGGGUCGUCCCUUCUUGCUGUAUGACUGUGAUGACUUCACCCGAAAGUAUUACCAAACCAACCACCCUGACAUGGAUAUGAAACCCAUUGAAGUACACAAGACGGUUAAUGUGGACAGGAAGAAGGAGGUUCCUCCCUACAAUGGUUUUGGUUCACUUGAAGAUUCUCUCCAGAAUUGUUCUGACGAGACAUUUUGA
Molecule: messenger RNA, 1398 nt
Organism: Paralichthys olivaceus (Japanese flounder)
Lineage: Eukaryota; Metazoa; Chordata; Actinopteri; Pleuronectiformes; Paralichthyidae
Source: RefSeq, a predicted model, not a curated record